Medioppia subpectinata is the source of this 6084-nucleotide messenger RNA. NCBI's taxonomy places the organism in Eukaryota, Metazoa, Arthropoda, Arachnida, Sarcoptiformes, Oppiidae. The record is from the annotation of a GenBank genome assembly.
AUGUCCACAUCAAAAAAUUUUGCGGAUAAAGUAGUGCUGAUCACCGGUUCAAGUGGUGGUAUCGGCGCCGUCACAGCUGUCGAGUUCGCCCGAUAUGGGGCUCAAGUGGUGAUCACCGGUCGUAAUGCCGACAACUUGUCAGAAGUGGCCAAACAAUGUGCGGCCGUUUCGCCCAAAGGCCUGAAACCACUGGAAGUGUUGGCAGACGUGAGUAAAGACGUCGACUGUAAACGACUGAUUGACAGUACGAUCAGUGCAUUCAAACGGGGUCAGUCCUGUCCUCUCGACGAGUCGGCCGACGGUUUCGUGAAGGGAGAGGCCGUGUGUUGUGUACUCUUACAGCGCCGGCAGUCGGCCUGUCGUGUGUACGCCAGCGUCCGAUCGGCCGGUAUUAACAACGACGGCAAGAAGACUAUCGGUAUGUUUUGCCCCUCCAGUGAGGCUCAGGAAGAGCUUAUGGUCGACACCUAUACCAAGGCUGGCAUCGAUCCCCUCGACCUCACAUACAUUGAGGCCCACAUCACCGGCACUAAGGCUGGAGAUCCGGCUGAAGUGAAGGCCAUAUACCGGGCCUAUUGUGAGCGCACGGGUCGGACACAAGCCCUGCCGUUGGGAACCCUGAAGAGCAAUAUGGGUCACUCGGAGGGCGCCUCCGGUCUGACGUCACUCAUUAAAGUGAUGAUUGCUUUUGAAAAUGAAUGCAUUCCUCCGAACAUUAAUCUCAAGAAUCUUAAGCAAGAGUUCAGACAAUACUGUCCGCCAUUAUUGCCGGUCACACAAAAGCUUAAGUAUAAACCGGGUUUGGCUGCAGUGAACAACUUUGGUAUCGGAGGAGUGAACGAUCACGUGAUCGUUGAGCCCAACCCACGGGUGCCGAAGCCACUGUCGCUUUCAAGCGGCUUCUUUCACUGGUUUCUCAAGGUCACUCUAUUGUGUCGAUCCAUGAAAUACACGCCUAAUGUUAACUCUUCGGGCUUUCCCUUCAGAGGAUCAAUUAUAAUCAAUGAGAUAAAUGAUGGUAAAAAUGAAGUGAAAUACAGGUAUAAGAAACAAAUAUCUGUUAUGAAAGACAAAACACUUCCACCCCUUUGGAUGGUAUUUGCGGGUUUGGGCGGUCAGUGGCCAGCAAUGGCUAAGGCUUUGAUGCCAAUCAAGAUAUUUGCUCUAUUUCACCUUCUUACGAUAGCGAUGUUUGAAGUGAUAAAAGCGCUGGACAUCACACCCGACGGCAUAAUUGGCCACUCGUUUGGAGAGAUAGCCUGUGCUUACGCUGACGAGUGUCUCACCACAAGGGNUAUUCACCCUCUGUCGAUGGCUGAGGCGCUCAAUGUCUGUCCGAAAGGGGUUUUCGUUGUCUGUAAUAACGCUAAGAAUACUGUCGUCAUAUCGGGCCCGACGAAAGAAAUGCGCGAAACAAUUGAUUUGUUGAAUAAAAAAGGGGUUUUUGUGCGACAGUUAGAGAGCAGUGAUAUACCGUUCCAUAGCGAAUACCUGCGCUCAUCGGCACAGCCUAUGAUCGACGCCAUUAAAAAAUAUAUGCCUAACCCUCGGCUCCGAUCGCGGAAAUGGUUGUCCACUUCGGUAAUGGUGUCGGAGCCCGAAGACGUGUGCCUGCGAUACGCGUCGGCCGAGUAUUUCGUGCACAACCUAAUGAACCCUGUUCAAUUUUAUGAACGACUUAAAUACAUACCCACCGGUGCUAUUGUACUGGAGCUGAGCCCUCACUCACUCUUCAGCAAAAUAAUGACAGAAUCGGUGAACAAUUGUCGAUAUAUUUCAUUGAUAUCUCAAAAUUCAAAUCAUAAAAAUAUGGAUCAGUUUCUGUCGGGAAUCUCCAAACUCUACGAAUUUGGUUUUAACCCAUCAGUGGAGCGCCUGUACCCACCCAUUCAAUGGCCGGUCCCUCGAAGCACACCAUCUAUCAGUUCCCUCUUGAAGUGGGAUCACAGCCGAGACCUAUCGGUCUAUACCCCGAAAUGGCCACAAAACAAGUUACGGUACGUUUGCGGGGAUAUGAAUGUUGUGGUGAACAACGGGGCAAAUAAAGACGACUACCUGUGCGAUCACGUGAUUGACGGCAAUAACCUGUUCCCAGCGGCCGGUUAUCUAAUGCUCGCGUGGCGUCAAAUGGCCGCCUCUUAUGGCCAGACAUGGAAUAAAGUGUCCGUAGUUUUCGAGAAAUGCCAGUUCUUGAGGGCGACAUUUCUCGCACCCGACGUCCCGACAAGACUUACCGUCAAAUACUAUCAACAAACGGGCGAUUAUAGUAUAUAUGAAAGCGACAACAUGUGUGCCGUCGGUACUGUCCGUCGCGGCGCCGACGAUAUGCUGACCGAACAACACCUCAUCAGUGAUGGACAGCCAGUAGUGUCGGAGUGUGAGUACCGGUUGGACAGGGAGUCCAUUAAGAAAGAGAUGCAUAUUCUGGGCUAUGAGUUAUCCAACGGGUUUCAGUCGUUGACAAAUAUGCGGACCAAUGACUUCCGUCGGGUGUCGGCGGACAUCGAGUGGACGGGAAAUAUGGUUACAUUUCUGGACGGUUUGCUACAACUAAACGGUUCUUUGUUUCCCUUCCGGAAACUCAUGGUUCCGGUGAUGAUUGACGCCAUACGUGUCGACACAAACACACUCUUUGAGGCGUUGAAGAGGAAUCGUUUGUCCGAUAAAGUGGUGGACACAGACGACGGCAAAGGAGUGGUCGGCGCCUUAACCAGCGGUUCGGCCGACAGUUGUCUAAAUGAUGUCGACGGCAAUACAGUUAACGAUCUCACCAAACGGUUCCAACUCUUUCGCUCCCAAUUGCCGGUAGUGUUAGACUCGUCAACCAAUUGUGUGCUCACAUACGGGAUAGAAGUGUAUAAUAUGGUCACCGCUCCCGUCACUAGAAAAACUGAUCCCAAUUUGGUUUUAGAGAGACAUGAGUUCAUCGCCAACAACGACAUUACGGCCAUCGACGACAGCCAUAAGAAACUACUUAUUAAUAAUAUUGAAGUUUGCAAAGCAAUGACCGUAAAAAUACGUGAAAUGGGUUUCAAAGAAGUGAAAUUAAAUCUUGUGACAAAAAACGAGCGCUUAAUCCGAUCUGUGGUUGAGAUAAUCGGCGAAAAUGUUUUACCCGUAAAACAGAUGAAAGUCACGGAAAUUAAUUUCACAAACGAUUUGAUGGCAAACCAUAUAAAACAAGCUCUCGUUUACUUACUGUUCACGUGGUCUGACAUCGAUUACAAAUUGAUGGUUAAAUCUAAACAUUUAAUACCCGAUUAUCUCAAACCUAAUGCCUUUGAAUGGGAUAUCAAAGAGAAUCUAAUCCUUAAAGUCAACCAUUUAAUUGUCUUAAGAUAUUCACACCAUUUAUGGGAAUUGGAUUUACAAGACUUGAUGCAAGACUUGUCGGACGCCAUCGAAAGCAAUGGAUUUCUAUUAAUAUUAUUUCGAUAUAAACUGACGGAACCGGAGAUCGCAUUGAAUUCAUUGUUUGGGAAUUCAGUCACGGAUUCAGAUCUCGAGAAACGGAUCAAUGAGUUCAUCACUUAUGGCAAUGAAAUGGGAUUAAGAGUGAUAUGCAGUAAAUGCGAUACAAUUGGUUCAAUGGCUGACAGACUACUGAUGGCCAGUGAAUUGGGUGCCGACAGUCCCCGGGUUUGGCUCAUUGCCAACGACUCGUGUAUUAACGGAGUAAUGGGUUUAGCGAAGAGUCUACGUCUGGAACCGGGAGGCGAACACUUCAGAUAUAUUUUUAUUUACGAUAAAAACACCACAAAUACAGACAUAGACUUCACUCAAAAGCCAUUCAGCGAUAUAUUGGCCAACGAUUUGGUGUCAAAUGUGAUGAGAGAUGGAAGACUGGGUUCAUAUCGAUACCAGAGUUUUGGCAAAGAUUUUGAUAAAAUCCAAUCAAAUGAGUAUUACUUGGGUUUAGGAAAGGGUCGAGAUUUGUCGUCACUCGAGUGGACGGACGCGACGGCUGUUCAUAAGACUGACCACUACUACGACAUGACCACCAAAAUGAAACAAUUAGUAAAAAUCCAGAUCUACUGCUCGGCUGUUAUUUUCCGAGACGUACUCAUAGCCACCGGUAAAAUACCGUCAUUUUCUAACAUAUCUGAAGACCAAAUUGGUCACGAGUUUUCCGGCCGUCGGGCCGAUACCGGGGAACGUGUUAUGGGUAUGAAUUAUGGCAAGAGUGUGGCCACAAGUAUUCGAGUGGAGCCGUAUUUGUUUACACCAAUACCUGACAACUGGUCUAUGGAAGAGGCGGUCACUAUAUUGAGCCCGUAUUUCACAGUUUGGUAUGGACUGAUAGAGAGGGCGCAUAUCAGACGAGGCGAGAGUAUAUUAAUCCAUUCGGCGGCGGGAGGUGUGGGUCAGGCGGCCAUUAAUGUGUGCCAACACUACGGCUGCGAUAUAUACGCGACGGUCGGCACUGAAGAGAAAAAAAAGUUUCUUAUAAAUACAUACAAAAUACCGGCGAAGAAGAUAUUCUCGUCGAGAAGUACUCAAUACAAAAGUCAAGUGAUGCGCGAGACUGCCGGACAGGGAGUGGAUUUGGUGCUCAACUCUUUGGCCGGCGAUAAGUUUGACGCGAGCUAUGAGUGUGUGGGCACAGGCGGACGGUUUGUGGAGUUGGGAAAAAUGGAUUUCUUUCAGAACCGAAAGCUCCCGAUGUAUAACCUAUUGAGGGAUUUGUGUAUUAUUUGCGUUUCACUGGACGAGAAUCUUAUGGCUCGGGAGUACAUAUUUGACGCGUUUUACGCUUGGGUUCACCAGAACUGCACCAAUGGUUGCGUAAAACCGUUGAAUCGGACGGUAUUUCCGACCGAAGACGCAGAGAAGGCCUUCCGAUACAUGACUACCGGUAAACAUAUCGGGAAAAUAGUUAUCCGUAUUCGUGAAGAGGAGGCGAACCGAAAGCCGUGGAAAAGCGUAAAAGCGGCCGAUUGUAUGAUUGUUAGCACAAAGACUUACUUCAAUCCCAAUAAGACUUAUAUAAUAACCGGAGGUUUGGGUGGCUUUGGGUUAGAAUUGUGUCAAUGGAUGGUAUAUAACGGGGCAAAGAGAUUGGUGUUGACCUCCCGUUCGGGUAUUAGAAAUGAUUACCAAAAAUAUAUUGUCAAUCGUUUGAAAGCUUUCGGCAAAACAAACAAAGCGUUUGAGAAUCAAGUUAUAGUCUCUUUGGCCGACUGUUUAACUAUUGAGAGCACAAAACAACUGUUAAAUGAGUGCAAAGGGUUGGGCGCACCCAUCGGUGGUGUCUUUCAUUUGGCCCUCGAGUUAAACAAUUGUCUCUUCAGUGAAAUAUCUUUCGACGCAUUCAUGAGAACCGUUGAUAUAAAGGAGAAGAUAUGCAAGAAUUUGGAUCAAUUGAGCCGAGAAUUGGACUAUAAUUUAGACCAUUUUGUGGUGUUUUCGUCGGUUUCGGUGGGAAUGGGUUUUGAGGGACAACUGAACUAUACUUACGGUAACUCUAUUUGCGAUCGCAUUUGCGAACAGAGACAGAGGGACGGCCUGUCGGGUCUGGCCAUACAGUUUGGUCCGAUCGGUGACGUCGGGGCUAUGACUGACAUUACACAAGUGUUCGCAUUCAUGACAACUCAGAAACAACGGAUCCAUUCGUGUUGUGAAGUAUUGGACAAACUAUUGGCCGUUGAAUACCCGGUCAUAACCGUAAAUGUGAAAACAAUUGAGACAUCGGUAUUAAAACUGGACACGAGUGCCAAAGAGGGCUCGAAAUCAUUUAUUAAUAAUUUGUGGCGAUCUCUGGGUAUCGACCCGUCGGCCACUCCGGCGGACAUCACUUUAGGAGAGAUAGGAAUUGAGUCCAUAUUUGCCUCAGAAUUACAGCAAACAUUGGCAAAACUCUGUAAUCAAACGAUUCAUUUAAAAAUAAUUAAACACAUGUCUGUCGGACUCUUUCGGGACAUUGAGUCCGGAGGCGAUCACAUCAUUAAAGCCUAUUUUAAUGGCAUAAAAAGAGCUCAGAUAUCACUCUCGAAGUAUAAGUUUGUGAUUCCUGUGGAAACACACGUCAGACUCAAUGGUGUCUCAAACGGAAAACCAUUGUAUUUAAUGCCGACUCUGGAGAUG